Messenger RNA from Phoenix dactylifera (date palm), 1810 nucleotides. Its product is annotated as putative lipase ROG1. NCBI's taxonomy places the organism in Eukaryota, Viridiplantae, Streptophyta, Magnoliopsida, Arecales, Arecaceae. Gene Ontology annotation, biological process: lipid metabolic process. The record is from RefSeq and is a predicted model, not a curated record.
AAUAAAUUGGACAGGGUCAAGGCGUCGAGCGGCAACCUCUCUCCUCUCUCUUCCUACGAGGCGACCGCCAACUCCAAGUUUGAACGAAGAAAAAAAAUAGCUUAGAGAUUUAUGUCAGCGAGAGCGAAAGCAAUGCAUAUUAGCGAGAGAGAGACCCCUUCAAAAAAAUAGCCUAUAAAACCCUAAUUCCCUUCCACAAAACCCCUCCCAAGACCAAUCGAUCCCACGAGAAGGUCAGAGAUCGAAGUCUCGAGAUGGCUCCGGGCGCGCGAGGAAGAGGAGAGGCCGUGGAGGGGGGAAAGCUAAGCAGGAGGAAGGGACGGAGGUACUCGGCUUACCUCCGGCGGCCGAGUUGCUUCAAACCGGCCUGCGAUCCGCCGGCGGUGGUUGACGGCGGAGAUCAGAGGGUGGACAAAGGAGGAGGCCGGGAAGGGGAGCAGAGGAUCCCGACGCAUCUGGUGGUGAUGGCGAAUGGCAUCAUCGGAAGUGCUGCAAAUUGGAGAUUUGCUGCAAAACAGUUUGUGAAGAAAUAUCCUGAAGAUGUUUUUGUUCAUUGCAGUGAAUGUAAUUGCUCAACCCUCACGUUUGAUGGUGUUGACGUGAUGGGAGAGAGACUAGCGGAAGAGGUCAUAUCAGUUGUUGCACGCCGACCUGAGCUUGAAAAGAUAUCCUUUGUUGGGCAUUCACUGGGUGGUUUGAUUGCAAGAUAUGCCAUCGGUAUAUUAUAUGAAAAAGAUCUGUCGACAAAAUGUCCAGAGGAAAAUGGGGAUUCUAAAACUUAUACAUCUGGAACUCAACAUGUGGAAGAAAAAUUAAAAGGAAAAAUAGCUGGACUGGAGCCAAUGAAUUUUAUAACGUUUGCAACACCUCACCUUGGCUCAAGAUUGCACAAACAGAUCCCAAUUCUCCGUGGCUCCUAUGCACUAGAAAAGAUGGCAUAUCAUAUUUCGUGGAUUAUUGGAAGAACAGGAAAGCAUCUGUUCCUUAAAGACAAAGAUGAGGGAAAGCCUCCUCUUCUCCUUCGGAUGGUCAAUGACUGUGGAGAUCUCAAAUUCAUGUCUGCUUUGCAAUCUUUCAAGCGUUGUGUUGCUUACUCAAAUGCAUGCUAUGAUUUUAUUGUUGGCUGGAAGACAUCUUCAAUACGUCGUCAAGAUGAGCUUCCCAAGCGUGAAAGUUUUACAAAAAGUGGGGAAUAUCCACAUGUUGUCUACGUGGAGAAACCGAAAACUGCUAUUGUGCAGCAGGAAGAUAUUUUGGAGACAAUGGUUUCUCAACCAAAGACUGCAAGUGAGAUGGAAGAGGCAAUGAUCAAAGGUCUAACCAGAGUUCCCUGGGAAAGGGUAGAUGUCAGCUUCCGAAAAAGUAAACAAAGAAUUUUUGCUCACAGCACUAUUCAGGUAAAGACGCACUUCAUAAAUUCAGAUGGUGCAGAUGUGAUCUUUCACAUGAUCGACAAUUUUCUCUUAUAAUGGACAAAUCUCAGCUGUCUCCAACAUAUAGUAAUGUAGUUUCUCCAAAUUGAGAUGCUCAUCCCUGUAUUUACCUCUAAAGUUUUUCAACUAGGUUUAAGAAGAAUUGGGGAAAGCAUUUUCCUCCUGGCGUUAGAACAGGCCUAUAUAUAAGAUUCUUAAAGAAUUGUAUCCCAGUAUGGGGAAGGAAGGGAAUUUAGAAAGUGUCACGAGGGUACAUGCUUAGAAGGCCUUGGAUACCUGCACAAUUGAUGUAUAUUAUUAUAGAUUUCUUGUAUUUUUCUGUGGAAGUGUACAACAAAUCUCAAUUAUUUAGUAUAUAGCCCAUUUUUAUACCUGCA